This is a messenger RNA of Oryctolagus cuniculus (rabbit), 1111 nucleotides long. It is a transcript of the gene TMEM86B, whose product is annotated as transmembrane protein 86B. NCBI's taxonomy places the organism in Eukaryota, Metazoa, Chordata, Mammalia, Lagomorpha, Leporidae. The record is from RefSeq and is a predicted model, not a curated record. Gene Ontology annotation, cellular component: membrane. Gene Ontology annotation, molecular function: hydrolase activity.
CACAGGACAAUGGGAGGGGGCACUUAACUGUGGCCAGGGGCUGUGGAGGGGAGGGACCCCUGGGUCCCAGUGGGCACCUACUUAUCAGCAGGUGGCAGGCUCGGGGGACAUCUGCCCGGGCGUGUUAUCAGUCCCAGAGUCCACAGGACGCUCCUGUGGUUAACAUGUAACCACCCUCUGGAGCCUCCAGCUUCUGGGUGCCGCAGGCAGCAUGGACGCUGGGGAAGGCGGGCUGCUCCUGAACACGCUCUCAGUGCAGGUCCGCAGGUGGCUGAGCCCCUUCAUCCUCACCUGCUCCAUCUACUUCCUCGUCUGGCUCCCCGAGGACCAGCCGUCCUGGCUCAGCGCCCUCAUCAAGUGCCUGCCGGUGCUGUGCUUGGCCGUGUUCCUGGGCGCCGCAGCCUCGGGGGGUAGCUACACGCGGCUCCUCCAGGUGGCCCUGCUGUGCUCGGCCCUGGGCGACGUCUUCCUCAUCUGGCCCGAGACCUUCCUCUAUGGCAUGGCCGCCUUCUCCGUGGCCCACCUCCUGUACCUGGUGGCCUUCGGCCUGUCCCCACUGCGGCCGGGGCUGCUGCUGCUGACCACGCCGGCCUUGGUCGUGUUCUGCGGCCUGCUGCUGCUGCACGUGGAGCAGGACAUGGUCCCGCCCGUGGUGGGCUACACGCUGGUGCUGAGCGCCAUGCUCUGGCGCGGCCUGGCGCGGGGCGGGGGCGCCAGCUGGGGCGCCGCGCUCUUCGCGCUCUCUGACGGCGUGCUGGCCUGGGACAUCUUCGUCCAGUCUGUGUCCAACGCCCGCCUGCUGACCAUGGCCACCUACUACGCGGCCCAGGCCCUCAUCGCCCUGUCAGCCCUCAGAAGCGCGGCGGGGCUCAAGACCAACUGACCGACCACUGCCCCAGCCCGUCCCCGACUCGGGCCCGCGGAUGAGCGCAGCCCGAGAGACGCCCGUGCAGCGAAGCUUCCCGACCAGCGCCCCAGCCGCCUUUCCUGGUUCUGAUGUGGAUUCCGGGCCCCUCGACCAGGCUCGCGCUUGGCCUCCCAGGCGUCCCCGUCCCCUUCCCCGCCGCUCCAAGUCUAUUUUCUCGUUGCCUAAGUAAAGUGGGUGUUGAAA